UGUUAGAUUUAAGAUAAAGUUUAUGCAAAUAUAAUAAUCUAAAAACACACAAACAAAAUAUAUAAUUUUUUUUUUGUCAAAAUAAAAAUAAAAAUUUAUAUUUUUGUUGGUACUAAAAAAUAAAAAUUAGAGUAGAAUAUAAGGCUUAGGACAACAAACAAAAAAUAAAUAAAUAAGUAAAUAAAAUAUGUUUUUAUUUUGGUUAAUAUUACAGCAAACCCAAACCAGACCUUCCAAUAUUGCUCAAAUGGAUGAGAGAGACAGUUAGAGAGAGAAAUAGUAGUGAAGAGAAGAAAGAAAGAAGAAGAAGAAGAAGAAAUUUAGGGUUUAAGAGAAAAGGGUUUUAGUUUAGGUCUACCAACUGGUGGUUAGAGAUUGAGCUUCUUAACCAAACACUUUCAUUACCAGCAAAUUACAGAACCCAACCAAAUCCCAAAACAAGAAGAAGAAGAAGAAGAAGAAGACCAAGGUCAAAACCAAACCCACCAUUUUUUUAUAAACAGAGACUCAUAAAGUUAUCAUCUUUUUCAUUUUUACUUGUGUAGAAAGAGAAAGAGAAAGAGAAAGUGAUGAUGAUGGUGAUUGUGUUGUGAUGAUGGGAUUGUAAUAUUGUAUGCGUGUGAAUCUCACGUGGGGAUUGAUGCAAUAAUAGAUGGAGAAUAUAUAUGAUUACCAUAAAAGAGCAAAAGUGAAAAGGAAAUACAUAUUCAUAAUAGCUCUUUGAAUUAUUAUUAUUAUUAUUAUUAUUUCAUUUCUUUCUUUUUUGGGUGUUUUUCUUUUCUUCUUCUUCUUCCUUUAAUUCAUUAAAAAAAACAAAUUUUUAUAAUUUUUUUUUGUUGUUACCUGGAGUGAGAGAAGAGGGUUCUGUUCUUGGGAUCGGAAAGUGUUUGGUUGUUGUUCUAGGAGAACUAAGUAAGAAAGAAAAUACAAGAAAAAAAGAAAAGAAUUGAGAUACUUAGGAUUGUGUUUUCAGCAGAUUAUUGGUUGUUGUCUCCAAGCUUUUCUGUUCCCCAUAUCACCCACAACUGUUACGGGUCUCCAGAUUCUAGUUAGAUUAUGAGACUUAAUUCUAAUAAGUGGGAGAAAAAGUUUGAAGCUUGAUAAGAAGAAAUAUGGCAACUUAUUACUCAAGCUCAAACAAUCAAAGAGAUAAUGCUCAAAUGAUGUAUUCAAGGGAACACUUGCCCACUUCAUAUCCUGAAGCUUCAGUUAUCCCAAGCAAUAUGAUGAUGUAUAUGAACACUGGAUCAUACUCAGAUGCCUUGGCUGGGAAUUCACAGCAGCAAAGUAAUUGUAUGGAGAUGCCACCAAUGGGGGGGCCUUCUGAUUCCGCCACACAGCAGCAGGACAUCUUAUCGAAUCUCGGUGGAACAAGAAUGGGAGAACAUGAUUUCAAUGAGUGGAGAUCAUCAGAUGGGAAAAAUGAUAUGUUGGUGAAUGCUCACUCAAUGGCUGGUGGUGCUCCAAGUAUUUUUCAUGGUGGACAGAAUUUGCAGGGUCAAGGAUUAUCUCUUAGUCUUGGUACACAAAUCUCAUCAGGAAUUCAAAUGCCUUCUAUCUCAUUUAGGAAUCCCAACAUGGGGUUUUCGUCUUUCUUGAGCCCAAAUCCAUCAGAUUCGGGUGAGGGUGGUGGUGGUGGGUGCAGAAAUGGCUCUUCAAGAGAUGAACAACAACAACAGCCAAGGAAUACUAAUAAUAAUGUUGAAUAUUUGGGACCUGGGUUUGUUGGAGGAGUUAAUCAAGAUUCAAAUAAAGGAGAAUUGUCUCCAUAUGGGAUGUCAAGUAUUGCAAGAGCUGUUCCUAGCUCUAAAUAUCUCAAGGCAACACAACAACUGCUUGAUGAAGUUGUCAAUGUUCGAAAAGCAUUGAAACAGCAUGACGGCGAAAAGGCUCAAGGUACACAAGAGCAAGGAUUGAAAAGCCCCAGGGAAGGUGAUGAUGGAUCAAAGAAUGAAUCUACACCUGGUGGUGGGGAGUCAGCUAGUAACUCCCAACCUGAGCUUUCACAUUCUGAAAAACAAGAUCUACAGAACAAAUUGACUAAACUUCUUUCCAUGUUAGAUGAGGUUGAUAGAAGGUACAAGCAAUAUUAUCAUCAGAUGCAGAUUGUUGUAUCAUCAUUUGAUGCAAUUGCAGGAUGUGGAUCAGCUAAACCAUACACUGCACUUGCCCUUCAGACAAUUUCACGCCACUUUCGGUGUCUACAUGAUGCGAUUGUUGGCCAAAUAAAGGUGACUCGCAAAAGCCUUGGCGAGCAAGAUGCUUCAGGAAAUAUUAAAGGAGUUGGAAUAUCUCGUCUUCGGUAUGUAGACCAGCAGCUAAGGCAACAGAGAGCUCUUCAGCAGCUUGGUAUGAUGCAACAACAUGCAUGGAGACCUCAAAGGGGAUUGCCAGAGAGUUCUGUUUCGAUUCUUCGUGCUUGGCUGUUCGAGCAUUUUCUUCACCCGUAUCCAAAGGAUUCUGAUAAGAUCAUGCUAGCAAGGCAGACAGGCCUCACUAGAAGUCAGGUCUCAAACUGGUUUAUAAAUGCAAGAGUGCGUCUCUGGAAGCCAAUGGUUGAGGAAAUGUACAAAGAAGAGAUUGGUGAUGCUGAGAUGGACUCAAAUUCAUCAUCCGAAAACGCUGCAACCAAAGCAACAACAAAAGGCGACAUUAUGACCUCUGAUGACAACAACAGAGGUGGUGAAGACUUGCAGCAAAGCGCAAGCUCAACAGGAACCGCCGAGAGAUGUAGCACUGGCCAUUUCAUGGAUUCCUCGAAAACAGACCAUAUCACUGAUGUUGAAAUGGGGGCAGGAUCAGUUGGUUCUGCUGCUGCCACUUUCCACCAAAGCCUAACUAGACGCGAAGUUGAGGUUGCAGAAGCUGUCUUUCCUGAUCAUGGCAUUGUUCAAUCAGAUGGAAGCAAUGAAAGGUUUAUGGCUGCAGCCGCUGCAGCAUACCAUAUGUCGGAGUUGGGGAGGUUCGGGAGUGGAACAGGGGUAUCACUUACACUAGGAUUGCAGCAUUGUGAUGGCGGUGGUGGUAACAUGUCGUCAAUGAAUGGAGCCUCUCACCACCAUGGCUUUGUGGCUAUGAGAGGAGAUCAUGACUUGUAUAAUCCCGCAACCUCUUCGGUUGGAGCUGAGGCUGCGGAUUUUGAAUGCUUAAAUUCAGGGAAUCCGCAGCCUCGGUAUGCUUCUUCCCAUUUGUUACAUGAUUUUGUAGUGUGAAUGUUUGGUUUUGGGAUUAGAGAUAAUCAACUUUCCAUUUCUCAAGAAGAAAAAGAAGAAGAAUGAAGAAGAAGAAAGAAGACUAGACAAUGAAAAUGUCUGGUUUUUUUUUGCCAUGGUAGAAAAUUUGUAGUCUUUCCAAAUAUGGAAAACAUAUAUAUAUAUAUAUAUAUAUAUAAAAGCACAGUUGUAUUAUAAUCAAGAAUGGUGGGAAGGUUAGAAUAUUUGUAAAGAUAAUAGUGACAACUUGGUAUUGAAGAAGAAAAAGAAAGAAAAAAAAAAUUAUAUUGUUGUUUUUUUUUUUUUGGGAAUAAAUAAAUGAUUUUAG
Messenger RNA from Cannabis sativa, 3540 nucleotides. RefSeq names its product BEL1-like homeodomain protein 7. NCBI's taxonomy places the organism in Eukaryota, Viridiplantae, Streptophyta, Magnoliopsida, Rosales, Cannabaceae. The transcript has 5 exons. Gene Ontology annotation, molecular function: RNA polymerase II cis-regulatory region sequence-specific DNA binding; DNA-binding transcription factor activity, RNA polymerase II-specific. Bases 1113 to 3212 code for a protein of 699 amino acids. Gene Ontology annotation, biological process: regulation of transcription by RNA polymerase II. The record is from RefSeq and is a predicted model, not a curated record.